This is a messenger RNA of Ipomoea triloba (trilobed morning glory), 3262 nucleotides long. RefSeq lists its product as uncharacterized. Lineage: Eukaryota; Viridiplantae; Streptophyta; Magnoliopsida; Solanales; Convolvulaceae. Bases 329 to 2824 code for a protein of 831 amino acids. The record is from RefSeq and is a predicted model, not a curated record. The transcript is spliced from 10 exons.
ACCUCACCGCCUGGAGAACGACACUCACCCCUCACCGCCGAUACAAUUAGACGUUAGAGUCACGGCAAAAAUUUCCGUCAAAAAAUAUAUAAAACAAUAGAUCGACCAACGUUGACGUGUCCCCUCUCUCAUUUUUCAUUUCUCUUAAAUUCUCUCUCUCUCUCCCAAUUUCUCUCUCUCUCUCUCUGCUGGGUUGGUGCUUGAGCCUGGAGGCGAAGAACAAUAGCUGUCAAAAAGAUAUUAAAGAUAUUUUCUAGAGGGAUUCUAAGCAGAUUGGGGGUCUACUUAGAUCCAGUCUCUGGUAUCGGGGAGAUGGGGUGAGCAAGAAAUGCCAAGCACACAGGCAUCCACUAUCCUGCAAAUGUGGCGGGAGCUCGAGGGUGAGCGUGUUGUGAGUAAUUCCGUUGCCAGAUAUGUAGAUAGAGAUGGGCAGUUGAGGAGUGAGGGGUCGAAUCCGGAUUCUGUGAUCAGUUUUGAGUUAGAUGGGCAGGGAAGCAUCAAUGGGAAUGAUAGUGUGGAGGAUGCUAAUGAGACUGAGAAUGAAUACGGGGCAUUUGAGCAGAUAGUGUUGGAGAAUGAGCAUCACGAUGGCACGAGUGUCGUCUCGGACCAGUCCACUGAUUUUACGGAGAUCGAAAGGGAAAGGGUAAGGCAAAUUUUCAAGGAAUGGAAAAACAAUGGCGUAAAGAGCCAUUCGAUGAACAACACCAUACAUAUCAAUAACCAGUCUAGGGCGGAGUGGUUGGGUGAAAAUGAAUGUGAACGAGUGAGAGUUGUAAGGGAGUGGGUUCAAAUGAAUAUUCAGCAGAGAGGCACAAAUACUUCACAUAGAGACGAAAGGUGUGCUGAAAUCGGCUCUCAAAUUGAACAAGUGCGUGAUGGGAUGCCUGUCAACCGCUCUGAAACUGGGGAACGAAGAGGCUUACGAAGACUUUGUGGCAGACAGGCUCUUCUUGAUUUGCUGCUGAAGGCUCAGAGGCAAAGGAAAAAAGAACUUCAAUGGUUGAUGGAGCGUAGACCUGUUUCAGACUUCGCUUACCGCAAUCGCAUCCAGUCAUUACUCAGAGGCAGAUUCUUGCGAAAUGAGAGAUCGGUUCUUGAUGAAAAACCUGCUUCAGUUGCGGCAAGUGAACUGGGUGUACUGAGGCAAAGACAAACUGUAUCUGAUUUGAGGGAAGGAUUUUUGUCUAAAUUGGAUGAUGGCAGUAAUUGUCAAGUCAACAGUAGCCAGUCUAAUGGCUGUCCCAAUGCUGACCAUGAUGAUUUUGAAACUAUCGAGUCUCAAUCAAACAAUGGUCAGGAUGUCAUAGAUGAAUGCUAUUACCAAGAUAAGCUUGCUGCAGAUAAAGGUGGAGAGAUUAAUGGAUCUCAUACGGUGGGUAACUCAGAGGUGGAGAUAGUUGCGGAAUUGAAUCAACUUGAAGCUCUAGUCCAAACAGUUGAAACAUCAGAACAAAGUUUAGAAUAUGAGGGUCAUGUACAAGAAACAUCAAACUUUCAAUUUAAUAGCACAGUACAUGAUCAAGAACAGGAUUCCAUCCAAAACUCAGGAGAGGAUGAUCUUAAUGAAGGAUCGCAGGGUAUUGUGGCUGAGGAGGAUAGUGAAGGUCAAGGGCUACAUGGCCAUGAAAUUUCUGAUCAGUAUGAUGCACCCAAUGAGAUAAAUGAUGUUCAUGAGGUACAUGGUGUAGAUGUCUUGGAAAGAAACAGCAUUAAUGAUUUUGGUUGGCAAGGCAUUGCGACCCCAGCAGAAGAGUCACAGGAAUUGGUGACAGAACAUGAAGAAACUAAUUUGCAACAAUUGUCCACUGAAGAAUUCAGGGAAUGGUCAGAAGUUGCUCAAGAAGAGACAAGUGGAGGUUGGGAGGAAAGUGUUGCUGACCAAUGGUAUCAAGAAAGCCAGGAGAAUGAUGUUGAAGAACAAAGUCAUGUGCAAGAAUCACAUAAUGAAUGGCACGACAAUGAUGGUCUACAGGAGGAAAUUGAUGACUGGUUAGACGAGCAUUCUACACAUAAUGCUGCUCCAGUUCGAAGUGUUGAUGCAUUUUACAUCCCGGAUGACGAUAAUGUUUACAGCAUGGAACUUAGAGAACUACUCAGCAGGAGACGUGUUUCCAAUCUACUUCAAAGUGGUUUCCGUGAGAGUCUAGACCAGCUGAUACAGUCUUAUGUGGAAAGGCAAGGGCAUGCUUCUUUUGAUUGGGAAAUAAAUGGAACUUCAUCCUCCCCGGGUGACAUUGAGCAGGAUCAUCAGCAAGACAAUGGUAAUGAGGAUGAAGACGAGCUAAAUGGUAUAGAAAGAGAUCGCCUUGAUAUGACUUCACCAGAUUCUCUCUCUCUGCCUAUUUGGGAACAGGGGUUGCCAGAUUCAAAUUUGUUUCACCACAACCCUCAUCAGCAUCCAGGAAUGGAAUGGGAAAUAAUCAAUGAGUUAAGAAUUAACAUGGUUAGACUUCACCAGAGGAUGGACAAUAUGCAGAGGAUGCUAGAAGCAUGCAUGGAAAUGCAAGUUGAACUGCAGCGCUCAGUGCGGCAAGAAGUUUCUGCAGCAUUAAAUCGAUUUGCACCAAAAAUUGUUUGGUGUCAUCAACCAGAUGUGGACGUGUGUGACGACGUUCACCUGAAUGAUGUAUCUAAGUGGGACAAAGUAAGAAAGGGAAUUUGCUGCUUGUGCUGUAACAGCAACAUAGAUUCCUUACUCUACAGGUGUGGGCACAUGUGCACAUGCUCAAAAUGUGCAGAGAAGUUGGUCCAAGGACAAGGAAAGUGCCCAAUGUGUCGGGCGCCAGUAAUUGAGGUGAUCCGAGCUUACUGUAUACAAUAAUGGAGAAUAGUAGGUUGAUCUAAAGUCUAAACCAAUAAAUACGAGGAAUAUAUUGCUUUCAGAGCACACCUGCUGUUUUAGGUCUAUCCAGGGAUGGCUGCUAAAUUCAUCGUUUAAGGUUAGAAUAAGCGGGUGAAGCUUCGUUUCCUCCAAACCCUAAUAUCGCUGACGGAGUUUUUAUUUUUAAUUUUUGGUGAAUGGCUUGCAACUACAAUCAGCAUACUGUUGCUGGGUGUGUGUGCAUAGAACAAUGAGGCAUAUUCACUGUAGGGAAAACAAAAAAAAAAAACAUCUGGAGACAUCAAUGUAUUUAUACCUUGUAAGAUGCUCAAAAUGUGUAAUGAUUUGGACCAUGUAUCGUGGCAUAACAUUUAACUAAACUGGACAGGAAUAUUGCUAUGGAUCAUAAUUUUUAAGAUAAUGGUCCUGUUUGGUAAA